Messenger RNA from Ornithodoros turicata, 5722 nucleotides. RefSeq names its product Kv channel-interacting protein 4-like. The coding region runs from base 183 to 1394 and encodes 403 amino acids. The record is from RefSeq and is a predicted model, not a curated record. NCBI's taxonomy places the organism in Eukaryota, Metazoa, Arthropoda, Arachnida, Ixodida, Argasidae. Gene Ontology annotation, molecular function: ATP binding; DNA binding; DNA helicase activity. The transcript has 6 exons.
UGAUUAACAAACGCGAGUGUGUGCCAAUCCGAUCCAAUCCAAAACAUGCUUGGUCGUGAUUGUGGCGGGAAAGUGGAUUAUUUUCAUUUUGUAUGUGUUACGGCCGUCAGUGCUGUUCUGUAAAUUGUGUUUCGUGAGUUUCUAAAACAUUUGUGCCGUGAAACGUUCUUUGUGCUAGCACAAUGACGUCUCAAAUACUGAACAUCAGAGGAGUUACCGUUCAUUUUCCUCAUGAGGCAUAUGAGGUGCAAAAGAACUACAUGGAAAAAGUGAUUCAGUGCCUUCAAGAAGGUACCAAUGGUAUUCUGGAGAGUCCAACCGGUACGGGGAAGACACUUUCAUUGUUGUGCUCUUCACUGGCAUGGCUUGAAGAUAAGAAGGCUGCUAUGCAACUGAGAGGCAACAUCGGCAUCGGAGAGCUGCAGUCGGAUAGACGAGGAUCGGGCAUACUUACCUCGCUUACGGAUGCCUUCGAUGAUCCAAGGGGUGAUGUUCAUGGAAUGUAUGGAACGCCAAAAAUAAUAUACAGUUCGAGAACACAUUCCCAAUUGUCUCAAGUAGUUGGCGAGCUCAAGAAUUGCAACUAUAAGUACGUAAAGUCCGUUGUAUUGGGAUCGCGUGACCAGCUUUGCCUACAUCCAGACGUGCAAAAGCUGCCUGACAACAGCUCUAAGCUUAGGAUGUGCAAGCAAAAAGUGUCAACGAAGACUUGCGGGUUUCAUUUAAACUACGACACAAAAAUGACACAGACGGAAUAUCAAGAGAGUUCUGUUGUUGAUAUUGAAGACCUGGGGAAGCUUGACAGCGAAUUAGAUGAGCUAGAAGGACCCACUGUGCACUAUAAGCCAGAAGCCAUAGAGACAUUGUGCCAGUUGACAAAGUUCAAUAAACGAGAACUUCAGCUUAUGUACAGGGGUUUUAAACAGGAGUGUCCUUCUGGAAUGGUGAAAGAGGAAACCUUCAAGAUAAUCUACUCACAGUUCUUCCCAAGAGGUGCAGAUGCUAGUCAAUAUGCUCACUUUGUCUUUAAUACUUUUGACCAGGACCACACUGGGGCAAUAACAUUCACGGACUUUGUAAUUGGACUGUCUGUGCUUUCUCGGGGCUCCCUCCAAGAGAAGUUACGAUGGACGUUUAAUCUUUAUGACAUUAACGGAGAUGGUUAUAUAACGAAAGACGAGCUUGCUCGAAUUGUCAAGGCUGUUUAUGACCUCAUGGGAAAGGCUGUGGAACCCAUGGUGGAAGAAAACACGACGAGGGAACAUGUUGAGAGGGUGUUCCAGAAGCUAGACCUCAAUAAAGAUGGCGUUGUAACCAUUGAUGAAUUUAUGGAUUCCUGUACAAAGGAUGAGAACAUUUCAAAGUCCAUGUCCGUCUUGGACACCAUUCUGUGAUGCUGCGAAUGCAUGAAAGUGCUGGCAGUCUAACCCUUUCUGCUGGGGCAUGUGCACACGAGCGCGGAUGCUGCAUGUGGGCUGCUACUCUCUUGUCUCCCCAGCCACCCAACCAGCGAGAGAGCUGCCCUGGGGUGCCCCCCAGUGACAGGGCACACUUAACUCUCACCCUGUCAAGUGCCAAGAAACUACAACGAGUCUCAAGAGGUGCAGCCAUGGAACCAACGAGACAAUGAAAUCGUGCUGGGACACACCAGCCGACCACGGGCCCACCUCCAAGCGUCCGAAGUGUGUGACACGUGCACCCUGUCCCUUCCCUUCAUGGGGCAAGCUAUGGCAUGUGUUGAACAUGCAUCAAAGGAUAGAUAGAGGUGUCGGGUGUGAGGUUCUUGUUAUUUUUCAUCUGUAUGCUCUUUUGUACAUUUCUAAAGAAAAAAAGAUCUCGUGUAGUAUAAACUUGUACUAUAGUGCAUUGUUUUUGUUUUUUGUAUAAGUUCCCGGACUGAAGAGAAAUAGAAGUGGGAGAAGUUUAGUGGUGACAUAUGCUGUCGUUGCCACGUGAAUUCUGGUGUUUAUACUAUACUGGAUCUUAACACACAUAUGCUUGUUUUGAUCAAGUCCCAUACCUGAGGUGGCAGAAUUGUACCAGAGUCAUCACAUGUGAAGCAUCUUCUACAGAUAUUUUUCAUGAUAAUUCUAGUUUUCUGAAUAUAUGUUUGUAUUUUGAAGCAUCGAUUGCAUGUAUGUGACUACUCUGUUCUGGUUGCACUACCGUCAAAUCAUGCAACAUGUUGCGCAUCCUGAUAUUCUUGUUGUCUGAAAAACAACAUUGGAAGCAAUCAAAUGCUUGAAAAAGCUUUGAGUGACAGGCUGGGGUCUGUAAACAGUAUCGAGUGCCAGGCGUAUUACUUCCUUCAGAAUUUAUUCUCGACAAAAUCACGCAAAAUUGCACGUUUGAGGGGAAGCUGAAUUUAAUUAACAUUCCUGAUGUUUAUGACUUACACCUGGACAGAGUGGUGACAAGCUCUACCAAAACCUACAAGUAUUGGGAAAUUUUAUAUUCAAGAUUAUAAAAUCUAUUUUUUCAAGAAAUACAGAAACAUCUUGCAUUGUGACAUCUUGCUGGAGGAGUGAGGGAUUUCUAGGGGUUACUUUUUACACGCAUCAGUGUUUUCUUUUUUCUUUUUUUUCUGAACAUACAAGUCCUUAUACUCAGCCAUUUAUGAUGCAUUCGGUUGGGGCUGCGAACAUUAUUUCCAGGAUAACAAUAAGCAUAAAAUGCCCGCGUAAUAGCAGCUCGCAACCCAAUCAAAAGCUGAAUUCACCUUAGUUGUGUUGCUGAUUCUUCUGUUAGAAGAAGGCAUGCCAGUAUAGUGCAGUUCCUAAAUAAAGUGUGCGCAUCAGAUAUACCAUUCUGAGAGCAGAUAUCAUGCUCUCAGAAUUGGUUUAAUUUUACAUAUCGCAUUGCGCCCAUAUGCAACUUUUGCACUCACGUAAUGGGAUACGGCACUGAGCAUUGUCACACAUUUCCUAGAGCCUGCUCUCAUCCCUUUUCAGGACCCAUAAUGCUUUGUCUUGAAAAGUCUCAUGGUAAUAACCAAACCUGCCUUCAAGCAGUGACCCACUGCAAGGUAGCUAUUUCUAUCAAAUUUGGUGCAUAUCUACUGACGUCUAGCCAAACUGUUAGUUUGCCAGUGUUUGCUUUCAAAGGUGUGUCUUGUGCAACACCACCUCAUUGGCCCUUGAUUGUUCCAAGCAUGAUGUCCUGGAAGGACAGCUCUGCGGGACCUAAUGCAUGAUAUAGGUAGCGUGCAAAAAACCUUUGCUGCUGAGAGAAGUUGAAUUCAUGACUAGGACUUCGAGGAACAUAGAAAAAAAUAUACUCGGAAAAAAGUAAGGUGGAGCCGUGAUUAUAGCCGUUUACAUGCACUACUUCUCUGCUUAUGCUUGUUCGCAACUAAAACAGUGAAAUGAUUAUUUGUACCACUCCCAUCUUGUGAUGGAGAAAUUGUUUGAUAUUUUUGUUACAUGUACGAACUUUCCUCACCUGAAGUUUAAGGUGUACAUUCAAUUUACCAGUCUAUAAGAAAACACACCAUCACCACAUCCGUUAUAUCAGCUAUAAUAAUGAAAACGAAAAGACACCAACUGCUGCUUUGUGCCAUUGAAGCUUGGUGUUAAAAUGUGAUAUGCAGCACAAUCAUGUGUUCAGAGUACUGUUUGGAUAUCGACAUAAGGAAGCUAGAAUAACUUGGGUGUGCAUGUGGCACAGGACAUGCGAGGUUUUCAUUUGAGAUGCAGCUAAUCUUGGCUAGGCCAGUUCAGAAGCCAACAACAACAACACUCUUUUUUGGGGAAAUAGAGUGCGAGACAUCUCACUAUGAUGGAAAUUGAAGUUGUCUCAAAAUGUUUUCUCAGAAAUGAUUGUGCCUAGGUCAAUGAAGUUCCAAGAAGGGGUGUUGCUGAUAGUUUUUGUUUAUUUUCGUAACUGAAGAGUUUAAAAAAGAACGGAGUGGAACGUGUCACUGAAAUGAAUUCAGUAGACUGGAGAAUCCAAUGAAUACACACCUGGACUAUAUUGUCCCCUCCACUUUUUUGUGGGGGCCAAUCCACUGGCAUAGUUCUGUUUGUUCACUGCUUUAGAAGGCUGUACUGUUGUCUUUGAAACAUGUAUUUCAAAGAUAGCUAAUCCAUUCCCUGGAGCAUAAUUUGGGAAAGCUCCGGUAGACGUAAUGAAAGACAGCAUGUUUCUGAAAUACUGCAGCUGUGUGAAUGCCAUUGCCCACAUUUUGUCACAAGUCCUGUAUAUCGUAUUUGAUUUAGUACACCUAAAAUUUUUUUUUACACGAAAUUACUUAGAUGCAGGUAAAUUGUCCUCUCUCCUCUCUCUGCUCUUUCAAUACACUACUCUAUCCUUCUUUCAAAUUCAAUCUUGAAAACUAUUGCAUAUAAGCUUUCAUUUUAGGUGGUAGCGAGAAAAAUGUCCUGUAGAGAUAAUUUUUAUCGCAUAGUAUAACUGCAAUACAAGUGUUGCAAAAAACGGCGACCUAGGCAAGCCAAACCCUUCUUCUGUAAUCUCUGAGAUGUAUAGGCCAGUUGUAAGAAGGCACUACAAAAUCUAGUUCCCUAUAAUAAUUUAUUGCAUAAAGUGCACAUUCAUAUAAUUAUUCUUGCUUGUUUAUACAAAUGUGUAUAUGUACGACCUUUUGUAAGCAUCAGAAAAGCAUUAAGCCAGUCAGACGAAAGGGGAGAAAUAGUUGGCACAUGCUGCUGAAAAACAAAAUGGUGUCAAAUUGCCUGAGUAUUUUCUUUGUGCUACAAUGCAGCGUACACUUUCUGUUGGUUCAAGGUGAGGCGUGCAACAAGUGCUUGAUCCCACAGCGUUUAAAAAACUUUUCAAAGAACCGACAACAACCUGUUGGUACAUAGAGCAUCGUUAUGACCAUUAAUGUGCAAGAAAUGACUGCACAUACAGACAACAAAAGUGUACAAACUCGGUGUAAGGUGAGCGCUGUUUUUUUUUUAGGUAAAUCGUUCUGUUGUCAGCACCAGUUACAUUGUUCAACUGGCUGCUUUGCAAGUGUUUCAGGAUAACCAAACUCCCUCUCUCUCUGUUGCAUUUUGUUGUGCAUCUACUAUGCAAUACAAUCUAAUCAUACGAUAUAAUGUCUUACAUACUUCUGUGAUAAUUUUUAUAGCACCUGACUUAAAUCUGAAUGGGUGGCACCAGACUACUAAAUCAUUCAAAAAGCAGGGACGUCGCAAAUCUUCCACGGCAGUUAGGGCAUGAAGUAUACGCGUGACGUUACUUCCGUGCGCUUCCAUGUUAAGGAAUCUUGAAGAUUCUCGAAGACAUCUUGUAACAUCACCUUGUUGCGACAUCUCUGUAUCCGAGCCCUUUUUGUGAGUUAGGGCUCGUCUUAGAUCAUGCUGCAGGCAUUAUCCUGUUGGUGUUACGUUGUCAUAUAAUGUGUCCAACCUGCUUGACCAGGUCAAAAAUCAAAUCUCACACGUCAGAGAUCACACGGCAUUAUUUAUUAGUUUACCUCAUUUAUUCUAAGUGUUUGCAACAGAAGAUCGCUAUCUAAACUUUAGCUUUGGGACACUGUGGAUAUGGCUAAAGUUUAGCUAAUGGUGUGGAAGUAACAUCAGAAAACUGCAUUUGUCCAUAUACAAAACAUCUGUGCUGUAGCAUUUGCAUAAUUUCUACUUUCAGGUGCUACAACAUUAAUAGGAGCAUGUAAAAUUAUGAAUGGUAAGGAAGUGACCGAUGUGCAGUAUUACAGGUUCGAUACUUGAAUUUGAGGGCUAUUAAAUAAGCAAGCACA